AUGUCUGUGACCUACACCUACCAAAGGUCUACUACUACAGAAGCAAUAUUGACUAUUUCGUUCCAGAAAGAACUCAUCCCCUCGCUUGAAAGUUAUGGACCCUAUGUCCCCGGUAAAAUAGGGAACGAUUUCCGGGAUGUACAGAAAUGGAAGAUGUUCGCGGUUGAGAUAGUGAAAUCUUGCCGUGAGAAUGGGACUGAUACGCCGUUUCUCAGCAAAGUACUAAACAGCCAAGAUGGGUUUCUUGGUCGCGCUCUCACUGACUCCGAACUUGCAGAGGAAUGCAUGGGCGGAAUGUUUGGAGGAAGCGGAACAACAGCCACGACCUUUAUCUAUCUACUAUGGGCUGUCCUACGACGACCGGACAUCGGUCAGAAGUUGCAGAACGAAUUAAAGACGGCUUUCCCUGGAGGUGAUAAAACUCCAGAUUCUGUGGCUGUAUUGAACGAGACAUUUCGUCUUUAUCCUGCCACAAUUGCGAUCCUUCCAAGAACAGCUCUCGUGGAAACCACACUGGACGGUAUCCAUAUCCCUCGUGGUACAACUGUUGCAACGCAAAAUUUGACCAUCCAUCGCGACCCAAAGACCUUCGACAACCCGGAUAACUUUGAUCCAGAACGAUGGUUAAAAAAUGGCCACGAUAAGCUAAAGGAAGCUCUGACCCCAUUCUCUGUUGGUCCACGCAAAUGCAUUGGCUCGAAUCUUGCUGAGAUGGAACUUCGAUUACUGGUUGCAUUAUUCUUCCUUCGGUUUGAAGCCUCUAUUGAUAGCUCCAUGAACGAUUCCGGAAUGUUUAUGUACGAUACCUUCAACAUGUCUCCGGUCGCGAAAAUUUAUGAAAGCUUCAUGGUUUAA
This is a messenger RNA of Penicillium daleae, 855 nucleotides long. RefSeq lists its product as uncharacterized. Bases 1 to 855 code for a protein of 284 amino acids. The transcript is spliced from 7 exons. The record is from RefSeq and is a predicted model, not a curated record. Gene Ontology annotation, molecular function: oxidoreductase activity, acting on paired donors, with incorporation or reduction of molecular oxygen; heme binding; monooxygenase activity. NCBI's taxonomy places the organism in Eukaryota, Fungi, Ascomycota, Eurotiomycetes, Eurotiales, Aspergillaceae.